CAGAGUCCCGUCUUCCCCGCUACACGACCCCCCCGCGCCCUCGCGCCAAAACAAAAACCCUAGCCCACCCCCACCAAUGGCGGAGACCGACGCUAGCGCCAGGACAAGCGAGCCCGCGCAAGCGACAGCGCCGGUCAUGGCUACGGAAACGGCGGCUGGGACCGUGCCGACGCCGAUGGCGGAGGAGGGGGCGGUGCCUACACCUGGUCUCGAUUAUAAGAGGAAGCUUGGCGGGAAAGAAGGGGAGGAGGCGAUGCUGCCGAUGGACGCGGAGCAGGGUCGGGCGGGGGUGGGAGGAGAAGGGGAGGAGGAGACGGCGGAGACAGGGUCCAGGCGGCCGCACGGGGACGGCGAGGGCAACGGGUCAGGUAUUACUCAAACUGAAGUGCAUGAACCUGAAACAUCAGAAGUGGUGAACGGGGAGGUUCCUGUCGAUGAAAGCAUGCUGUGCAGCUCUCAGGUAGAUGGUCCAAAAGAAUGUUCAGAACUUCCUCAAGAAGGUGAUGUGCCCUCACCAGAACAGCAGAGUGAUGAGGCGCUUACCCAAGAAGUGACGCGAAAAACUGAAAUUCCUCAAAGCAAGGUUGAUGUAGGUGAUUCAUCUACACUCGCUGCUAGAAGUUUUGGGACUCCACAAUCUGGUGCUGAGCAAGUGGACAUCCAUGUCCCAAAUGACAAGGCUGAGUUGGUCAUUGGGGAGGGAGGUGAGACCAUUAAGGCUCUAAAAACUAAGUCCGGGGCUGACACUCAGUUAAUCCCGGGACAUCUCCCUGAAGGUGAUCUUUGCACAGAAAGAAAAAUACGACUUACUGGGAAUUGGAAUCAAAUAGAGAUUGCAAGAACAAUGGUCCUGGAACUCAUCAGUCAGUUUCCAAGAUCCAGUUCACAGAUGGGUGGGCACAAGCCUGGUAGAGCGCCUCAAUGGGGUUCUAACAAUGGUCAUGACUACCCGGGAGGUAUGUAUUAUCAGAACCCACAGUACCUUCUUGAUGGUGUAUAUUCUGAGCAGACUGCAUCAAGAGGUGGCAUGGAUACUGGCUGGAACCAAAUGUCAGGCGGCGGUACAGGUCAGGCACCUUAUCAGGGUGGUUGUUAUGACUAUUAUGCCUCUUACAACACAUACUCAGCUAGAGGUCCUCCCAGUGGCGUUCAAGCUCCAAUGUAUGACUCAGUUAGAGGUCCUACUGGUGCUCAAGCUCCAAUACACUACGGCAACUGGAGCCCGCAAGCACCUGUUGGUUAUACUAGCAGUUACCGACACUCUGCCCCGGGCCAACUUACAUGUGCGCAAGGGUAUAAUGGGCAGUUCCAUGGGCAGCAGUCAGUGAAUUCUCAGACAGCAUACCAGUCUUACCCUCCACAGCAAGAUCCCUACGGAAAGUCUGCUUUUGGUGGAGCUCAGCAAGGCAAUGGCAUUCCUAUGCCAGGCACAAACUACCGAGGACCAACUCCAGCCCAGCAGCCAUAUGCAUUAUAGAGCUCAACCGUGCCACCUCAACCAGGACUUGGUUAUGGUCAACCCUAUGGAGCAACUGCGGGUGCUACUCAUGGGUACAUGCAAUCUUCAAGUGGUUAUCAGCAGCCAACGAGCCAGGCCACUUCGGUCUACCCCCAGCAAGUAAUGCAGCCCGACGUCUAUGGGCAGUAUCCACCGACUCAGCCAGGUUACACUGAUCAGGCGUUUGCUAACAAUGCAAACUAUCCGCAGCAUCCAGCUAGUCAUGUUGCAUCGGCUUACCCGCAGCAAGGAAUGCAGCCCGGUGUCUAUUGCCAGUAUCCAUCGACUCAGCCUGCGUGUACUGAUCAUGUGGUUGCUAACAAUGUAAACUAUCAACAGCCAGCGAGUCAUGUCGCUUUGGCCUGCCCACAGCAAGGAAUGCUGCCUGCCGUGUGUGCCGUCUAUGGGCAGUAUCAUCGACUCAGCCAGCGUAUACCAAUCCGGCAGCUGCUAACAAUGCAAACUAUCAGCGGCCAGCGAGCCAUGGCGGUUCGGGCUACCUGCAGCAAGGAACGCAGCCUGCUGUAUAUGGGCAGUAUCCAUUGACUCGGCCAACGUACACAGGUCAGACGGUUGCUAACAAUGCGAACUAUCAGCAGCUAGCAAGCCAUGCCGCUGCGGCCUACCCACAGCAAGGGUUGCAGCCCGGAGUUUAUGGGCAGCAUCCAUUGUACACUGGUCAGGCGGUCGCUAACAAUCCAAGGAAUGCAGCCCGGUCCAUGGACCCAGCCAGGGCACACUGAUCUAGACGGGUGCAACGGGUGCUCAACUGAAGCUACUGCAUGCAAGUGUCAACAAGCCUGCGGCAGGACACGAUGCAGUUCCAGAAGGCGAUGCUGUUAAACCUGGUACUUGCCAGGCACAGCCUCAUGAAACUGGCGAUGAGCAUGCAGCCUGAUGCAUCUUCCACCUCGCAAGCCAGUUGAGUGAGCUAGGUUGGACUCUGUUAGCUGUAUAGGGUUUUUGGCACGGGAAAUAUUUUUGGACGGAGAAACUGGCGAUGAGCAGCCUGAUGCAGCUUCCACCUCGCAGGCCAGUUGAGUUAGCUAGAUAAGACUCUGCUUAGCUCUAUAGGGUUUUUGGCACAGGGGGAAAUGUUUUUCUGACGGAGAAACAAGUUGGGUCGUCUGAAUUUUGGUCGCGGUGUAUUGACUGGAUGAUCUGUUUAGCAUCUGUCUUGUAAUGUUUUUGCCGUUUGGAUCCCUCACAUCUCCCAUGAUUUAGUUCGUACUGUUCA
Messenger RNA from Triticum aestivum (bread wheat), 2735 nucleotides. Its product is annotated as far upstream element-binding protein 1-like. NCBI's taxonomy places the organism in Eukaryota, Viridiplantae, Streptophyta, Magnoliopsida, Poales, Poaceae. The transcript has 6 exons. Gene Ontology annotation, molecular function: RNA binding. The record is from RefSeq and is a predicted model, not a curated record. Bases 77 to 1477 code for a protein of 466 amino acids.